This is a messenger RNA of Vitis vinifera (wine grape), 1447 nucleotides long. RefSeq lists its product as uncharacterized. The record is from RefSeq and is a predicted model, not a curated record. The transcript is spliced from 3 exons. NCBI's taxonomy places the organism in Eukaryota, Viridiplantae, Streptophyta, Magnoliopsida, Vitales, Vitaceae. The coding region runs from base 74 to 790 and encodes 238 amino acids.
GUUCUAAAAAGCCGUUAGGGAGUUGGAGAAUGAAACCCAGUCCAAUUUGAGAAGAGAAAGUGGCACUGCGGAUAUGGAUUUGCUGAUCCCCAAUAUGCGCGCUUUUCCAAUCUCAUCAGGAACGCCCCACACUCUCUUCUUCCGCGAUGGGGGUACCUCCCCCGGCGCUACCGCCGCCGCGAAUAGAAUCAGAAGUCCUAGCUCCUCUAGCUCCUCCCAUGCCUUGGUAGGUGCUGCCGCUGCUGCUGCCGCCUCUCCGAAGCUCUUUUCCUACAAAUUUGGGUACUCUAAUGAGGAUUCCACCUCCUUCGGCGGCGAUGCUGAUGGUGAUGAAGAGAUUGAGGUAGAGAAGCUUGAGAACAAUGGCGUGGAAGAGGUUGAGAUAGAGAAGCUCGGAAACAACUCUCGGAGGAUUCGAUCCAAAAUUGUUAUUGAUGCUAACCUCCACACUGUUUGGAGCAUUUUGACUGAUUAUGAGGGAUUGGCCGAUUUUAUUCCGGGCCUCGCAGUCAGCCAGUUGGUUGAAAAAGGAGAGAAAUUCGCUCGACUUUUUCAGAUCGGACAGCAAGAUUUGGCAUUUGGACUGAAAUUUAAUGCCAAAGGAAUUGUAGAUUGCUAUGAGAAAGAUCUUGAGAGUCUCCCUUUCGGUGAAAAGCGUGAUAUUGAAUUUAAGAUGAUUGAAGGUGACUUUCAAAUUUUUGAAGGAAAAUGGUCUAUUGAGCAGCAUUACUAUUCAAUCCUUGCAAUGGCUGUUUCUACAAUUCGGUUGAGAUUCUGUUGGUUCAGAUAGAUAACACUAGUGUUAGAUAUGUGGAUAUGGUGAGUUGCUCAGUCUUGUGUAUGUUUGCACCAACUUGAGAGGGGAGGAAAAGUAUCUUUUUGUGGUAUUCUUGGCAUUUCUUGUGCUGUAUUUGUAAUUUAAAAAUUCAGGGCUGGAGAGUGUACAGUACUUCUUUCUUCUUCCGUUCUCUUCUUCUUCUUUAGUUAAGGGUCUCGGUUUUAUAAAAUAUUGAAUCAGUAUAAUUAUUACGGCAAUUGCAUCUACGACGUGGCUUGCAUUCAACUACAUAAAGCAGGAUUUUGUGAUCCAUAUUCAAGAGUGAUGAUUUUAAGAAAUGAUGACUGUUGCAGCGCAAUACAAAUACAUGGGAAGGCAAAGAUUCCUCGGUAGGCCAAGAAUUUUACACUACUCUUACAUAUGUAGUUGAUGUGGAACCGAAGCGGUGGUUGCCUGUCUACCUUGUUGAAGGAAGGCUCAGCAGGGAGAUAAAAAUGAACCUUACGUGCAUUCGAGAAGAAGCAAAGAAAAGAACUCACAACCCCCUUUCUGCUCAGUAGAGUUGUCCCUAUUCCUGAGUAUUUCAUGUAAGUAUGUCAGCUCAAUAAUAUAAUUGAUCAACAACCAACAUAUUUUUUUGCCUGAUUAUGUAUCUUUUUUCCUAUGUUA